Messenger RNA from Mobula hypostoma (lesser devil ray), 2744 nucleotides. It is a transcript of the gene alkbh4, whose product is annotated as alkB homolog 4, lysine demthylase. Gene Ontology annotation, biological process: protein demethylation; actomyosin structure organization. Gene Ontology annotation, molecular function: demethylase activity; actin binding; oxidoreductase activity. The transcript has 4 exons. The coding region runs from base 284 to 1141 and encodes 285 amino acids. The record is from RefSeq and is a predicted model, not a curated record. Gene Ontology annotation, cellular component: midbody; contractile ring. NCBI's taxonomy places the organism in Eukaryota, Metazoa, Chordata, Chondrichthyes, Myliobatiformes, Myliobatidae.
UACCAAGGCCGCCGCGCAGACAAGCUGCGGCUGCCGAGGGAUCCGUUCGUGUCUGAGUUGUGAGCAGGCCAAGGGCCCGGUUGCUGUGGUGCCCAAGUGUCAGCGGUGGAGGACUCCAUGGAUGGACAUAUCAGAAUGGGAAAUGGAAUUAAAAUGGGUGGCCACAGGGAGAUCCCACUCGUUCUGGUGGAAGGAGUAUACAUACUCAGCGAAGCGGUCUCCCAGUCAACGUCGGGUCUCACUGAUAUACAGGAGGUCACACCAGGAGCACGGACCGCAGUAAAUGACUCCAAAAGACCCACAGAGAACAUACCACUUCACUUAUCAUCCCAAGUCAGGCUUGGCAGUUGGGGAUGACUCCACAUGUCUGAGUGGCUGGGCUUUUCCAUUUCCUGGCGUAUUUUUAGCAGAAAAUUUUGUGAAUGAAGAGGAAGAAACAGAGUUGGUGAACCUGAUGGAUAACAAUGAGUGGAAACCUUCCCAGUCUGGACGAAGGAAGCAGGACUAUGGCCCAAAGGUGAACUUUAAAAAGCACAAGUUGAAAGUGGGAUGUUUCAGUGGUCUACCAUGUUUCAGCCUCUUGCUUGUGAACCGAAUGGCGCAGUACAGUGUCCUGGAAAACUUCCUUCCUGUGGAACAGUGUAACCUAGAUUACAGACCAGAGCAAGGCUCUGCCAUUGAUCCACACUUCGAUGACUGGUGGCUGUGGGGCAGACGUUUGGUCAGCAUUAAUUUGUUGUCUGAAACUGUGUUAUCAAUGACCUGUGAUUCAGAUGAUUUCCUCCAGCUACACUUGACUGAAAUGGGACAAAACGCACAGCAAUAUGAUCCCAUAAAUGGUAAUUCAGAAAGCAUUUUUGAUUUCAAUGUUGAUAUUCCAGGUCCCUGCAAAAAUCAAAGAUCUGUACCUUCCAAUGAUGUAGAGGUGGCAAUUCAUUUACCAAGGCGAUCUUUAAUUGUUUUGUAUGGAAAUGCACGAUAUAAAUGGAAACAUGGAAUUUACAGACAAGACAUCAAGUCAAGGCGAAUUUGCAGUACUUUUAGGGAGCUAUCAGAAGAAUUUGUCAAGGGAGGGAAACAAGAGGCACUUGGGAAGGUGCUCUUGGAUAUUGCAUUCAGCUUUAAGGGUGUUCCCGGAUAAUAUUAUUGCUGAAACAUCAAGAAGGAAUGAUUGUGAUUAUAGAACUCACUCUGGGAUAUGUACAUUUAAAAACUUGGCUUAAGUUAUUUUAUUCCCUCUCCCUACCAUGCAGCCUGGUUUUAAAUAACUGCUCUAUAUUUUUACAGAUUAAAAGAGUGAGUACAAGAAUCAUGAAUUUUGAUUUUGUUUCCUCAACUGCCCCAUUGGGGGAAACUGCUUUCUCUAUGCAGAAUUAUGUAUUGUUAAUCACACUAUUACUGAGGAUACCUGGAAGACAUUAUGGUGUUAAAAUCUUGCCCUGAUAUUUACUCUCAGGCGGUCUGUCAAGAUCGGGGAUGAUUUAUUUUCAUUCCAUUUUGGUAGGUUCUGAAGUGGCUGUUGAAGUCAGUGUGGGACUGGAUGUACAAAUAAGUAGUUUGAAAGCCGUCCUACUAUGCUGUUUUUUUGUGUUAUUCCGAAUGCAAGGACGCGAGAUUCUCAAUGCUGCCCCAAAUGCGUCUCCUCCAUUUUAAGGGUUGUCAUGGAGCUUUGAGAACAUACUUGAAAAUUUUCUUCCCAUCUGGAAUCUCUUGCAUGACAACUUUGAACUCAAUGUCUGUUUAAGACUCUAAUGUUGGCCCUGUGAAUGUUGUGGCCUGCCUAGUGUAGCCAACCUGGGGAUAAUUUGGGCCUCCAUACUGAGAAACCAGUUAAGCAAUGGAAGUUUUGGAAAUUCUUUUGCCAAAUAAAUUUUAGUUUAAAUUGAUUUCAAUUUUCUUUGUUCUGUAUUUCAUCUUGGUAUCAUAGAAUAAGGACAAUGAGUGCAAGUCUGGUUUUAAUAUUGCACUCUGUAAAGUUCCAUGUUCCUUUUCUAGACGGUAUUUUUGUUCCUUGAAAGACUGAUUUCUUUUCAAUUACUCCAGACAACAAAGAUUUGGCUUCAGAAUACUUGUGAGUAUAUCAUACGGAUGUUGUGCUUAUGAUCAUGAAAAUCACAAUGAAAUUUCCCAAAUCAUACACUUUUUUUUGUAAUUACCUAUAUUUGUUCUUUCAAUUCAUAAUUCAAGUCAAUUAAAAUGUUGCCCACAAUGUAAGCCAAAACAUUUUCUGUCUUGUCCAGGUAUGCCUGAGUAUGCUUAGGUAGGACGGAUGCUGCGUGGCGUGACAUCACAUGCACACUGUUCUAUGGAUUACCUUUACAUGUAUAUUGAUUUGCAAUCUCGUCGAUGUGCAUGUUCUAUGCACAGCAUUUUGUGUGUACUAAUAAUACAAUGAUGCACUUUCAGGAGUAUUUGUGAUAGCAAAAUGACUCACCAUGCUUAAAUCUCAAAGACUGAGCAGGAAUCCUCUUAUCAAGAAAGUCCAUGAGCUCUACUUUGGGUAUGAAAUUGGUGACCAAGACAAAGCCUGUACUUCUCACAUUUGGUGUAUUCCCAUUGAGACUUAUUUCCUACAAAUCUUGGCGCAGUCAGUGACGAGCCUGGUGAAAGGACCUUGCAUUCGUGGAGAAACUGGAAUCCAUCAAUGCUGGCUGAUUAUUGUUAGACACAAGUGAGAAGCCGUCAGACAAAUCAUUUUUACAUUUUACACCAAAAUAUUUUUGGCUUAGUUGAACUAUUGCAAA